Ambispora gerdemannii is the source of this 492-nucleotide messenger RNA. Lineage: Eukaryota; Fungi; Glomeromycota; Glomeromycetes; Archaeosporales; Ambisporaceae. The record is from the annotation of a GenBank genome assembly.
UUUGGUGUUUCUGGUGCACUUGCAAAUGCUGCAAAGGAAUCAAGUAAAAUUACAAGUUUUUUUGGAUCUAAGAACGCAUCGAUAGGUGUUUCGGUAAGUGAUUUUUUAGACAACAGUAACCCUUUGAGCGAAUUUGCUGGUGGAUUUUCGGCUAAUUUAGACAAGGAAGAAACAAUGUCUAUAGUAUUAUGCGAAAAGAUUAAUCAACUUCGGGAAGAUCUUCUAAAAAAUGCACAAAUAUUUACAGCUUUCGAAUACAAUAAACGGUGGACCGUUUAUGAGUAUUUUGUACGGUUAGAUAAUGGUGAUGGUAAAAUGCAGGCAAGCGAGGAAGCUGCGAAUGUUGUCUAUGUCUCGCCAAAAUCAUAUACAGCUAAAUGGAUCCGUGCUUUGGCUAAAUCUUAUUUAUAUAAUGAAUCAUUUCCACUUUCACGAUGUGAUCGACACCAAAAACAUAAGCGACUUGUUGAUAAUGAAGAUAUCGCAUUAUGA